Molecule: messenger RNA, 372 nt
Organism: Knipowitschia caucasica
Lineage: Eukaryota; Metazoa; Chordata; Actinopteri; Gobiiformes; Gobiidae
Source: the annotation of a GenBank genome assembly
AUGAACCCAAUGACAGCCCCCAUCCCACCCACCCCGGCCAGCUGGACAAUGGCGAAUGGGGAGACCUACAUCUACAGACCCUGGCAGCCAGACGAACUAAAAGACAUAGCCCGGCACCUGCCCGACCCAGUGCAGGACGGGCCACAUUGUGGAGUUAAAUUUGAACUGUUUUGUCGUCAAUACAGACCCUCGGCGUACGAAUGGCGCAGGCUCCUGGCCCACAGAAUGAAACCCUCAGACAUCGCCAAGAUAGAGUUGGUGUUGGCAACAUACCAGGCCAGCGCCACCAGGACCUCCUGGUGCUGCAGAGGCCCGGAAUGUGCUGUGAGCAUGAGCAGCAGUGGCUACAAUAGUCCCCAGGCACAGCUAUAA